GCAGAGGCCCCAGCAGGACUAACCGUCUUGGGGAGGCGAGCACCCCCCUGAGCGUGCCUCACUUCUGGCCAGUUUAUUACUGCGACUCCAGUGCUGGGCCUGUCCAGAACUUCAGCCUGUACCCUUGUCCUCAAGGCUAUUACUGCCCCCUGGGCACAGCCGUGGCCACACACCCCAGCUGCCCAGUGGGCACUUACGGCCCUCGGAAGGGGCUGAGGAGCAUCACUGAGUGCCUGCUGUGCCCCGCUGGGAAGUUCUGUGCGCUGGCAGGGCUCGCAGCGCCCACAGGAGACUGUGCUGCAGGGCACUGGUGCAAGGGAGGAGCCACCAGCAAGGACCCCGCUGAUGGGGCACGAGGCCUCCUCUGCCCUGCUGGGCACUACUGCCUCGAGGGAGCUUCAGUCCCAGCCCGAUGCCCACCUGGUACCUGGUCUGAGGAAGGGAACCAAACCCCAGAAGGAUGUCAAGAUUGCUAUGGAGGACAACUCUGCUCUGGCAGCCACCCAUCAAUCUGGCCAGCACCCUGCCACCCAGGGUUUCUACUGCCCUGAAGGGACAGGGCUCAAUUGGCAGCCCUGCCCCCUGGGCACCUAAGGCCCAGUGCCCGGACUGGGCAGCCUGCCGGGAUGUGGAGUCUGUGACGGAGGCAGGUUCUGCCCCAGGGCCAGUGCCACGGAGGCGGGCAGACAGUGCUGGGAGGGCUUCUUCUGCUCCAGAGGGUCCACCCGGCCCAACCCGGAGGCUGGCACUGAAGAGGGGACUGGCCCAUGUCCUCAAGGACACUACUGCCCCAGGGGCUCAGCUGUGCCCCAGCCUUGCCCACCUGGCACCUUCGGCUCACGCGCCAAGCUCAGUUCAGAGGAUUCCUGCUCCCCAUGCCCGCCGGGCCACUACUGCAGCUCUGCUGGCCUUGCCAGCCCUCCUGGACUCUGCAGCACAGGUUUCUUCUGCCUCAGUGGGGCGCUCGUCCCCAACGGCUCCCUGGGAGACCAGGCCGGUGGCCCCUGCCCCACAGGACACUUCUGCCCCCCAGGCACUGCUGUCCCCAGGCCCUGCCUGGCAGGCACCCACAACGGCCUAGCUGCCCGAGGCCACUGUGAGCCUUGUCCAGAGGGGUGAGUGCAGAGAGGCCUUCCACGGCCCCACGUGUCCAGCUGGGCACACGGUUUGCAUUCCUGCACAGGAGGUGGCUGGAGCAGAUCUCGCUGAGAUUCCUUUCUGCCUGAGUAUUCUGUGACUUCAAGAAGACACAGAAGAACUUCCAUGACUUCUAGCUAGCUUGCUUUACGUCUCUUGAUCUCUUCGUUGUGCAUCACUGAGUCAUUCCUAAUUUCAGACCUGGGUCUCUUUUGCUUCAGUUUAAGCCAGUCAGCCUCCCCUUGAGUGCCUUGAGCUGGAGCAGAGCUGUGCCCAGCCAAGCGAUUGUUCCUGCGGUCUGUGGGGAGGCCAGCCCAGGAAGCCAUCUCCACACACCCCAGGCCAUUGGGUCACACAGCCCUCUGAGCUCCCCCCUCCUCGUCCUGUCUGUAGUUUCUUCUGCCCAGCAAAUACCUCCUCUGUGGUGGGGAACGAGUGUCCAGCCGGCCAUUACUGCCCUGCCUCCACCUCCUCUGCUUCUCAGUUCCCGUGCCCCAGGGGCACCUACAAGCCACAGGGAGGCGGUGUCCAGCAGUCAGACUGCAUCGUCUGCGAGCCAGGUAAGGGGGCAGGGAC
Equus caballus (horse) is the source of this 1713-nucleotide messenger RNA. RefSeq names its product platelet endothelial aggregation receptor 1-like. Lineage: Eukaryota; Metazoa; Chordata; Mammalia; Perissodactyla; Equidae. The record is from RefSeq and is a predicted model, not a curated record.